This is a messenger RNA of Rana temporaria (common frog), 1661 nucleotides long. RefSeq names its product serine carboxypeptidase 1 (gene SCPEP1). The record is from RefSeq and is a predicted model, not a curated record. The transcript is spliced from 13 exons. Lineage: Eukaryota; Metazoa; Chordata; Amphibia; Anura; Ranidae. The coding region runs from base 66 to 1400 and encodes 444 amino acids. Gene Ontology annotation, biological process: proteolysis. Gene Ontology annotation, molecular function: serine-type carboxypeptidase activity.
CACUUCUUGUCACAUGACUCCCACUGCCCCAAAUAUCGCCUGACAGUCACCUGACCGGCCUGAGGAUGAAGAUGAGGGAGAGUCUGAUCGUCCUCAGUGUCCUCCUCCCCCUCCUACUACUUACCCCCGUCCAGGGUGGGACGGCAAAGGAGGAAUGGAACUACGUGUCGGUGAGGAAAGACGCCAACAUGUUCUGGUGGCUGUACUACGCCGAUCACCCCACCAAGAACUACACCCAGGUGCCGCUCGUCUUGUGGCUGCAGGGUGGUCCUGGAGGUUCUGGUUGCGGAUUUGGUAAUUUUGCAGAAAUCGGACCCCUCGAUGUAAAUAUGAAACCUCGAAACAGCAGCUGGGCGCAGGUCGCCAGUCUGCUGUUUGUGGACAAUCCUGUGGGCACCGGGUACAGCUACACCACAGACAGCGGAGCGUUUGCCAAAGACGUGGACACCGUCUCCAGAGACAUGCUGGUCCUCCUCCGAGAGUUCUUCCACUCAAAGCCAGAUUUCCAGACGAUCCCCUUCUACAUCUUCUCGGAGUCGUACGGAGGAAAGAUGGCGGCAGCGAUUUCCCUGGCAUUACACAAGGCCGUCCUGGCGGGAGACAUCAAGUGUAAUUUCGGGGGAGUGGCUCUCGGAGACUCCUGGAUCUCCCCCAUUGACUCGGUGCUGAGCUGGGGGCCGUAUCUCUACAGUAUAUCUCUCCUGGAUGAAAACGGUCUGAAGGACGUUCAGAAGGCGGCGGACGCGGUCCAGGACGCUCUCAAUAAGGGGCAGUAUGAAGAGGCCACACAGAAGUGGUCCUGGACAGAAGAUGUCAUAGAACAGAACACGGACGGAGUGAACUUCUACAACAUUCUGACCAAAGACUCUCUGAUGUCGGGAGGUCGUGGGAAGAACACCCUGAAGUUCCAGAAUCUGGCCAUCGGAAGUCUGUACCGGCGCCAUAUCUUGCCUCUGCAGGCCGAUGACUUGUCGGAGUUGAUGAACGGACCAAUCAAAGCCAAGUUGAAGAUCAUUCCGGAUUCUGUCACAUGGGGAGGCCAGGCAGCGGACGUCUUCUCCAACAUGGCCGGGGACUUCAUGAAGUCGGUGGUGAGCGUUGUGGACGAUCUCCUCUGUGCGGGGAUAAACGUCACCGUGUACAACGGGCAGCUGGACCUCAUUGUGGACACCGUGGGUCAGGAGGGAUGGGUCAAGCAGCUGAAGUGGAAGAAGAUGGAUCAGUUCAAGAGCCUGCGCUGGAAGCCGCUGCACCUGCAGUCCAGAGAGACGGCGGCUUUCUACAAAUCCUGGGAGAACUUCGGCUUCUACUGGAUCCUAAAAGCGGGUCACAUGGUACCGUCUGACCAGCCGGAGACCUCCCUGAAAAUGCUGCGAAUGAUCACCAACCAGCAGGAGUGAUGGUGGGAGGAGCCAGUGGGAGGAGCCAGCGGGAUCCUGGCUACUUAGAACAAAUCGGCUGCACUGCCUUCAUACGGGUUCCAGAAUGCUUUGCUGUGGAUCGGCACCAAAUAAACCUGUGAUGUCCCCUCCCCCGCUACUGCACUUCUACCCCAUUUCACCCCCCGAUCCCUCCUGACCUGUGACUGCUUAUUACUCCCGAGGAGAUCGAAGAAAUCUGUACUCUGUGAUUAUUUUUAUAUUAAAUUGUUCAUUAAAAUA